Cotesia congregata is the source of this 258-nucleotide messenger RNA. NCBI's taxonomy places the organism in Eukaryota, Metazoa, Arthropoda, Insecta, Hymenoptera, Braconidae. The record is from the annotation of a GenBank genome assembly.
AUGAUAAAGCAAAAUAUAACACCUGUAGUCACAAUUUACCACUGGGAUUUACCUCACAAAUUACAGGAGCUAGGAGGAUGGACGAAUCCUCUGAUCGUUAACUGGUUUGUCGAUUACGCCAAAGUCCUCUUCACCGCAUUCGGAGAUCGGGUUAAAUAUUGGAUAACAAUAGCCGAGCCGUCGGUGAUGUGUUAUUUUGGCUACAACGGAGACUUUGCACCUGGAUUCAAUCAAUCUGGCAUUGGGGAUUAUCUAUGU